This is a messenger RNA of Frankliniella occidentalis (western flower thrips), 1485 nucleotides long. Its product is annotated as E3 ubiquitin-protein ligase Rnf220-like. The transcript is spliced from 9 exons. Gene Ontology annotation, biological process: protein ubiquitination. The record is from RefSeq and is a predicted model, not a curated record. Gene Ontology annotation, molecular function: metal ion binding; ubiquitin protein ligase activity. Bases 1 to 1302 code for a protein of 433 amino acids. Lineage: Eukaryota; Metazoa; Arthropoda; Insecta; Thysanoptera; Thripidae.
AUGGCUUGUGCAACAAUCAUAGUCGGACCACUGGGUCGCUGCGGGCCCGAAGCGUUUGGGUUCGGACUCGGCCUGGGCCUGGGCCCGCCCUACCGCUUCGCCAGCGUCCAGGCGAGCAUCGCCAAAAGCCGUUGCCUCUUGAUCGACCAAGGUGAGUAUCCGCCCUCCUGGCUGUUGCCGCUUUUGCUGACCCAGCAGCUGCAGCAGCAGCGACGCAAGAAGCUGGUCCAGGACCCCACGUGCUGCCCGGUGUGCGGCGUGACGGUGCGCGGCGGCGAGCUCGAGUCGCACUUCCUGCAGGAGCUGGACCGCCUGUUCAAGAUGUCGCCCGCCGCGCGGCAGCGGCGCCAGCACCACGGGCCCCCGCACGGCCCCGCCGCGGCGCCCGCGCGCCCGGGCAACAUCGGCUCCACGGCGGACGGCACGGCCGAGGGCCGCUGGGAGACUUACCAACGGAUCAAAGCUAACCGGACGAGUCGCCUUCGGAUCAAGAACCGGAAGCGGAAGGCGGACGAGGCGACCUGCCCCGUCUGCAACGAGCGUUUCCAGGGAUCCGUCGAGGAGCUCAACCUGCACGUGGAGCACUGCCUGCGAAAGAAUGGCGGCGCGGCGGAGGAGGACGAGAACGUGGACGUGGAGGGGGACGGAGAGGCCUUCGAGGAGUACGAGUGGGCCGGCCAGAAGCGGAUACGAGCGUCCACCUUGCUGCAGGGCGGCUAUGCAGGGGCCGGCAUGGUGACGGCGAGCCGAGGCGGCGCGGAGGACGAGGACGGCGAGCUUGUGGUGGACGGCGACGAGACGGCGACGUACGGCCCGCCGCAGUACUCGGAGGCGGACGUGGUGCCGCCCAGCGUCGAGGACUCGGAGCGAGUCGCCCUGAGGGAGGCGGUGCUCAGCCCCGACGGCCAGGGCCGGGCGACGCCAAGGGCGGCGUCGACGGCGUCCGGGAGCGCGGACGGUCCCGGGACCGGGGACGGCGACGAGGCCAAGGACAAGGACGCCGACGACCAGCCCAGCAUGACGCCUCCCGCCGAGGGCGGUCCGGAGGGCGCCCCGUCCAACCCCACUUUAGAAGCGCUCAAGAGAAGGAUACGAGAGUUGGAGCUUGAGUCCAAGGCAGCGACCGUAGACAAACUCAAGUGCCUCAUUUGUAUGGAACGAUACAAGAAACCUGCCAUAUCAAUAUGCUGUUGGCAUGUUCAUUGUGAGCAGUGCUGGUUGCACACCUUGGGUGCAAAGAAGCUUUGUCCGCAAUGCAACAUGAUCACAUCACCCUCAGACUUGCGACGUAUUUACUUGUGACAUUAAUAAAAGAUGGGCUGAGCCCUGUAUAUAAAUGUGUAAAUUUGUACAAACUUCCUCUCUUUAGUUGAUCUAUGUAAUUAAAUACUGCUAGCCAUUUGAUUUGUAAUUUAAGAAGUCACCUAUUUAUGUUAAUUGUUAUGUUGUUGUACAUAUAAGAAUAGACUUUCCAAGAAAUGUGAA